Cyclopterus lumpus (lumpfish) is the source of this 4044-nucleotide messenger RNA. Its product is annotated as hydroperoxide isomerase ALOXE3-like. Bases 235 to 2244 code for a protein of 669 amino acids. The transcript is spliced from 15 exons. Gene Ontology annotation, molecular function: protein binding; oxidoreductase activity, acting on single donors with incorporation of molecular oxygen, incorporation of two atoms of oxygen; iron ion binding. Gene Ontology annotation, biological process: lipid oxidation; linoleic acid metabolic process. NCBI's taxonomy places the organism in Eukaryota, Metazoa, Chordata, Actinopteri, Perciformes, Cyclopteridae. The record is from RefSeq and is a predicted model, not a curated record.
CUGAGAGAGGUAGUAACAAAAUGGUAGAAGGCAGGGACUUACAAGAGCUGACAAGCAGGAACACAGAGUACAGAACAGAUUCAACCUAAUGGUGUCGGUAGGAACAUUUAUAGUUGAGAGUUACUUAUGGGAGGGCGGUCGUAAACAAAAAAUUGAAGUCAGGGUGGAGGCGCUUAAAGGAACACAGAGCAGAGGACAGCUUCAACCUGAAGGUGUAGUUUCCACAGACUGACCAUGGCUGAGUACAAGCUAGAGGUCACAACGGGUGACAUGAAAUAUUCAGGAACAAAUGACCACAUAUACGUCACAUUAUUUGGCACUGAAGGGCAGAGUGAGAGAACCGAGUUGGACAACUUUGGAACUGACUUUUCGACUGGGACAACAGGAACUUACACCCUGAGCACCAAUCUGUCUCUGGAGAAACUUCUGCUCAUCAAGGUGGAGAAAGAUCCUUUUUGCUAUCUCCCAGAAGAUGAGUGGUACCUCUCCAAGAUAGUGGUGACGACUCCUGAAGGAGAAGCCAUUCUUUUCCCCUGUUACAGAUGGAUCUCUAGAGGAGAACUGGUGGAGCUCAGAGGAGGAAGAGCCUUGAAGGGUUUUGAGGAGGACCAUCCCGUUAUGAUUGAACACCGCGAAAAAGAGCUGAUACUUAAAAAGAGCUUUUACCAAUGGAAGAUUUUGGCUGAAGGACUACCCCACAUCAACCAUUUCAAUAAUGUGUUGGAGCUCCCAGCUGAAAUCCGCUUCUCUCAUUCCAAAUCAUCUGAAAUAGAUUAUGAGAAAAUGAAAACUGGUAUUGAGCUGGAACUCAAGGGACUGCUUGGAUCUGCUGAAAAAUGGGAAAGCAUUGAAGACAUGAACAAAAUCUUCUGGUGGAAAAAGACAACAAUGACAGAGUAUGUUAGCGAGCACUGGAAGGAAGAUGACUUUUAUGGAUUCCAGUUCCUGAACGGACUCAAUCCCAAAGUGAUCAAGCGCUGCUCAGAGCUUCCCCCAAACUUUCCAGUCACAGAGGAGAUGGUGAAGCCGUUCCUGGAAGAGGGAAGCUCUCUGCAGGAGGAAGUGAAGAAAGGCAAUAUAUUCCUCUCUGACCAUAAGAAGAUGGAAGGAAUACCCCCGAGAGCCUAUAAUGGAAAACCUCUGCACGUGACUGCUGGUCUCUGUUUGCUCUACUUGAACCCAGAAAACAAACUGAUGCCCAUUGCAAUACAGUUGCAUCAACAACCUUCUGAGCAGAACCCCAUCUUUCUGCCCAGUGACUCAGAGACUGACUGGCUGCUCGCCAAGAUGUUUAUUAAAAAUGUUGUUUCCAUGGAUCAUCAAGCAGUCCAACACCUCAUGAAAACUCACUUUCUGGCAGAGGUCUAUACUGUUGCUGCUCUCCGCAAAUUCUCUGUGAUUCAUCCCCUCUAUAAGCUGCUGAUUCCACACUUCAAGUCUACUCUGUACAUAAACACUGGAGGCCGCAAAAAUCUUUUUGGACCUGAUGGGGCUUUCAGUAUUAGUUCACUUGGAUAUGACGGACUGACAGAGCUCAUGAGAAGGGCUCUCUCUGAAACGACCUACAGCUCCCUCUGUCUGCCAGAGGACAUCACUGCACGAGGACUGGAAUCCAUCCCCAACUUCUACUACAGAGAUGAUGGCCUGAAGCUGUGGGACAUCAUCAACAGCUUCGUGAAGGCAGUAGUGGAGUACUACUAUCCCUCAGACAGUGAAGUGCGUAAAGACAAUGAGCUGCAGGAAUGGAUCAGUGAGAUAUUCACACAUGGCUUCUUGGGAAACAAAGCCUCAGGGUCUCCAGAGAGCUUUCAUACUGUCGAGGAGGUGAUCAAAUUCAUCACCAUGGUGAUCUUCACAGUGACGGCUCAACAUGCUGCAGUAAACAAUGGGCAGUUUGACUACUACUCCUGGAUGCCAAAUGGCUCACUUCUGCUGCGCAAACCUCCUCCAACCACUAAGGGGCAGUCAAGCAUGGAGACAAUUUUGGAGACUCUCCCAAAUGUUGGUGAGACAGUCAACUUUGGAGCACUCGGUUGGAUACUUUCAGAGACAUACUCUGACAUGGUUCCCAUGGGUUCAUACCCCGAUGAACGAUUCCAGGAGCCUGCUCCAAAGCAGAUGAUUAAAGAAUUUCAAGCAGAGUUGUCCAACCUCAGUGAAGCAAUUGCAACAAGGAACUUGCAGCUUGAAAUACCUUACAGCUACCUGGACCCUGCUCAUAUCGAGAACAGUAUUGCUAUUUAACUCAAGCUGUUUUAUCUCUCUGCAUGAAGCAACUAUAUCAAUACCUUUUAACACCUGUUUUGCAUGCUGGGUUGUGGGUUACAUUCUGACUAUACUCUAGGCUGUAUCAUGUUAAGUCGGCCUAUGAUGGGGUACCUGUAUCUUUGUGUGAAUCGUGUUUUACAUAGACAUGUAGAAAUAAGUUAAAUGAGCAGUUUUGAUAGGACAUAUUUGAGCUUGGACUGAUAUGCAUCAAAGAGGUCAAAGUCCAAAAUAACAGAUACUUGACUAUCAAGGCUAGCUAAUUUCCUGAUGUUUAUCUUUUUUUAAAGUACCCUGUUCACUCGUUAAAUGAGUUGAAGUUAAAAUCAAAAGGGAACUUCUAUUGUGAGUCAGAAGAAUGUUAAGCCAUUGCAAUUUGCGUUUCAUAUGCGUUUUCAUGCUGUUUUAGGGUAUUUAACAUACUUGUUUUGUCUGCAAUAAUUAUAUAUUUCAGCUUUAUUUAGCACUACUAAUGCCUGACAAUAUUGAGCUAACAACCUUAAAAAUGUAGAAGGGUUAUUCAAGCUGUCAGACCUAAGUCUGAUUUAGCUUUGAAAAAUAGGACAUUAGAUAUCUAAAAAGUAUCCAACCCAAGUUUUGGAUUGCAGUUGCCCUAGCAAGAUUUAGCUCUGAAAGACAAUAUGUGAACCAUGUCUUCAAUCUUCAAUCUUCUAAAAAAAAAUUAUAUUAUCUUUGUGUUUGACAUCAUGGUGGUGCAGGGGUCUUGUGUUGGGGCACACUUCACCAGAACCUGUAUUUAAGGCAUAAUCUUUGGCAUUGUUUGCAGUUAAAAUUAAAACGGCAUGGGAUUCAAUUGUGUCAUUCAGUGUGUCACAUACUUAUUAGAGAUGUAAAAGUCAACAUGAUUUGAGCAUGAGUAAAAAUGUAUGCAAUUAGUGACAAAAACACAACUUUAAUAGGAUUACUUCAUUGGUAAUUCUACUCACAAGCAAGCCAUUUGUUUUUUUUUAAGCAAAAGCUAAAACAUCCUUCAUGCCUGUCAGAACAUCACCAGCUACACCUGGCCUUUCAGGAAGUUAAACCUGCCUCAGGACAGUAACCGACUACAACGGAAAGUCAGGAAUGCAAAAAAUGCAAUGGUGAAACACACCUUUAUUAUUAUGUCAAUGCACAGAGAGGGAGGUAGAAGUCAGGGUGGAGGGGCUUAAAGGAGCCAACAAGCCUGAACUUAGAGUAGAUACAAUCUGAAGAUGUUUGUCAGAACUUCACUUAUCUUUCCUCAUCAUCUAACAGUUGAUAAUCCAAAUACGACACUUGUAGUAAUGCAAACAAGAGAAUCCUAGACAAUGUUAAGUGUUAACAAGGUGUUUUGAUGCCAGUUGAGAAAAAAUUUCAAAACCCCUCUCAGACAAUAUUGCUGAGUUAUGGUGACAGCAUUAUAGUACCUUAUUCAACUGUAUCAAAAGUGACUUAUAUAAAGGUGGCCAAUAUUGAGAGUAAUGUGCCAACGACGAUUAUGUCACAUGAGGUGUACCAAGCUAUAAAUAAGCUGACUGAUGGCAAAGCAAGUGGUUUAGACCAUAUUACUGCUGAACACCUUAAAUAUGCUCGUCCGAGGAUAGCUCCUCUUCUUGCCAUUUGUUUUACUGGCUUUGUGACGCAUGGCUUGUUACCAGACUCAAUGCUGUCGGUUCUGUUAGUGCCUGUCAUUAAAAACAGAGCUAGGUAGUAGGUAGCCUAGAUAAUUACAGGCCCAUUGCACUGACUUGUGUAUAUGCCUUAAAGGAAAUUGUCAACAAAUAUAGAAAUCAAAACUCA